AAUGUACUUAUUUCAAGAACAGCUGUCAGCUGCAUAAUCGGCAUAUGUUUCGUGCUUGUCCGUUAAGUUAAAGUGCGGCUUUUAUCAAUAAACAUGUUGCAAUAUUGUUUAUUAAGACGCUACAGGUUUUUGCUGCGGCAGCAUGCUCAAGUCAUCAAGCGUUGCUACAGUGGCGACAUCAGAAAUAUUGGCAUUUUGGCACAUAUUGAUGCCGGCAAAACGACAACAACAGAACGCAUGCUUUUCUAUGCGGGCAAGACGCGCUCUUUGGGUGAAGUGCAUCGCGGCAACACUGUAACGGAUUACCUAGCACAGGAACGCGAGCGAGGGAUCACAAUUUGCAGCUCAGCUGUCACAUUUAACUGGAAUGGCAAGCGCAUCAAUCUACUCGACACUCCCGGUCACAUUGACUUCACGAUGGAGGUAGAGCAAUCUCUAUAUGCCGUUGACGGAGUCAUUGUUGUCCUGGACGGUACGGCAGGCGUUGAAGCACAAACUGUAACCGUAUGGACUCAGGCGGACAAGCACAAGCUACCGCGUCUCGUAUUCGUCAAUAAAAUGGAUCGCCCAGAUGCAAAUUUCGAGAAAUGCAUAGUUGAUUUAACGGAGAAACUGGAUGCCAAACCCAUUUGCACGCAGUAUCCAACGAAAAGCGCUGAUGGGCAGCUCGGAAUAUUCGAUGUGAUAACAAUGGAACAGAUGACUUGGCAACAAAAUGACCUUGGUCGCAAUUACAGCAAGGUGAAGCUGGAAUCUUCUACUGAAUUGCAGGAGAAACGCAACGAGCUCAUUGAUCAGCUGUCUGGGCUGGAUGACGAGUUAGCUGAUGUGGUCAUCAGUACGGAAAGUUUUGAUAAAGUCAGCAAUGAGCUGAUCGGACAAGCCUUACGCCGUGCCACCUGUCAGCAGAAGGUGGUUCCAGUGCUUCUGGGUUCUGCUUAUAAGAAUAUUGGCAUACAACCUCUAAUGGAUGCGGUGAACGCGUAUUUGCCCAUGCCAGAAGAACGCAAUCAGAUGUAUGAUUGCUUUGGGAAUGAUUUUGCGGGCAAGGUAUUCAAAAUUGUGCACGACAAACAGCGUGGACCUCUGACGCUUGUGCGCCUAUUACGCGGCGAACUAAAGCGCGGAAUGCGUCUGCUCUGUUCUGCCCGUGGACAGGCUGAGGUCGUCUCGAAAAUCUAUGAGCCACUGGCUGAUGAAUACCGAGAGGUUGGCUCCAUGCAGGCCGGAGAUGUGGCCAUAUGUGCGGGUCUUAAGUCAACAGUUACUGGUGAUCUGCUUACCAGUAGUCACACGUCCCUGAAGAACGCACAGAAACGUUUGCUGCAGAGUCGCGGUGCCGCAAUGCCACAAGACGAAGAUGAGGUGUUGGAUGAUGCUAGCCAUGAGUUAUUCUCUAUCGAGCCUAAAAUCCCUGACGCUGUCUACUUCUGCUCUAUCGAGCCACCGAGUAUAUCGUCGCAAACGGCCAUGGAGCAGGCGCUCAAGCAAUUGCAACGCGAGGAUCCAAGUCUGCGGGUGAGCUACGAUUCGGUUACCGGACAAACGGUGCUUGGCGGCAUGGGUGAACUUCACAUGGACAUAAUUAAAUCGCGAAUGCUAAGCGAGUACAAAAUUGAUGUGGAUCUCGGUCCCCUGCAAAUUGCAUACAAAGAGACUCUUGGAUCAUCAGCGAUAACAACUUUAAGUGUGGAUAAGGAUAUUGCGGGCAGCAAACAAAGCGUAAGCAUUACACUGCAACUGGUCAGCGAUCAGCGAGAGCUGUUUAGCUUAGAUAAAUCGCCUGAGAACGUACAACAUCUCAAUGCACUGCGUCCUCGAAUCCUCGGCGUGUUGCGCAAGGGUGCAGUAAGUGCUUUGGAACGUGGACCACGUGUUGGUGGCCAGGUGGUUGAUACUCAGAUACGUCUGCACAAUGUGACUGUUGGGCGUGGCACAGCCGAUUCAUUUGUCAUGGCAGCGGCGGCGCAGUGCGUGCAAAAGCUAUUGAUCACGAGCGGCACACGGUUACUGGAGCCCAUCAUGGCAAUUCAGAUUGUAGCGCCAAAUGAGCGCAUUUCUGGCAUUAUGGCGGAUCUGUCCAGGCGACGAGCGCUCAUAAGGGACGUGACGUCAAAGGGCGACAGGAAUAAAAUCAUUUUGGUAAACGCGCCCUUGGCAGAAUUAUCGGGCUAUUCAAGUGCUUUGCGUACCAUCAGCUCCGGCACAGCCAGCAUGACGAUGCAGCCGUGUGGCUUCUCCGAAAUGAAUACGGCAGAUGAGUCGUUAGCUGUACGCCGAGCCCAAGGAUUAGACUGACACUGACACCUGUUGCCUAGCAUUAAUUUUUAACAAAGAUCCAAGUAAUCUGGUCAGAAGAAGUCCCACAAAUUUUCCUAGUAUAUUAAAGGAAUGUACAGUCCAGUAACAAAUGACAAAAUUGUCGCACGUGGAAUAUUAGAUAAUUUGGUAAUACAAUUGAUGUAGAACGUG
Messenger RNA from Drosophila grimshawi, 2472 nucleotides. RefSeq names its product ribosome-releasing factor 2, mitochondrial (gene mRRF2). Gene Ontology annotation, biological process: mitochondrial translation; ribosome disassembly. The record is from RefSeq and is a predicted model, not a curated record. The coding region runs from base 94 to 2298 and encodes 734 amino acids. NCBI's taxonomy places the organism in Eukaryota, Metazoa, Arthropoda, Insecta, Diptera, Drosophilidae. Gene Ontology annotation, cellular component: mitochondrion. The transcript is spliced from 8 exons. Gene Ontology annotation, molecular function: GTPase activity; GTP binding.